Dermochelys coriacea (leatherback sea turtle) is the source of this 1989-nucleotide messenger RNA. Its product is annotated as major histocompatibility complex class I-related gene protein-like. Gene Ontology annotation, cellular component: external side of plasma membrane. The record is from RefSeq and is a predicted model, not a curated record. The transcript is spliced from 8 exons. Gene Ontology annotation, biological process: immune response. Lineage: Eukaryota; Metazoa; Chordata; Testudines; Dermochelyidae. The coding region runs from base 223 to 939 and encodes 238 amino acids.
CCUUUCCCCCAAAGUCUGGGGGGGUUGGAUGUGGGGGUCGGUGCAGGCUGGUGCCCAGCUGUGGGUGUGGGUUCCAGACUGUCUUGCCCUCCAGCACAGGCCCAGCCAUGAGAUCCAGGUGGCCAGCAGCACGGGGGGGUUCCCACAGCACAGACACGAUGGGGAGGCUACAGCUCCGACUCCCCCGCUGGGCUGGGGGCGAGGAAAGCAACCCCCCCCCCCAUGCCAAUGGAGCCAGGACGAGCCUGGAGCGGGUCUGCAAGGGGCUCAGGAAACACCUGGAGGACGGGGAGGAGAAGCUGCAGCGGAGAGCACACCUACGGCUGCAAGCUGCAGGCGGACGGGGGCUUCCGGCGGUACGGCUACGACGGGCGGGAUUUCCUCUCCUACGACACCCACACCCACACCUGGGUGGCCCCCAGCAAGGAGGCCGAGAUCACCAAGGGGAAGAUGGAGGCCGACAGCCACCUGAGCCAGCAGCAGCGGGACUAUCUGGAGCGGAAAUGUGUCGAGUGGCUGCAGAAAUACCUGGACUACGGGAAGGAGAUGCUGCAGAGGAGAGAGCCCCCAGUUGUGCGAGUCACCAGCAGAGAUGCCCCCGGCGGCCCCACCACCCUGUCUUGCCGGGCCCACGGCUUCUACCCCCGGGACAUCGCCGUGAGCUGGCUGCAAAACGGGGGGAGCAGCGAGCAGGAGACGUGGCGAGGGGGUGUCCUACCCAACGGGGACGGGACCUACCACACCUGGGCCACGGUGGAGAUCGACCCCCAGGAGAGAGGCCUGUACCACUGCCGUGUGGAGUACGAGAGCCUGGCCGAGCCGCUCGACACUGCGUGUGAGCCCCCGUCCCGCUCUGCCCUGCUCCCUGCGCUGAUUGGGGCCGUCGCUGUCGCUGCCCUGCUCGCUGGGGCAGUCGGGUUUGUUCUCUGGAGGAGGUGACGCUCAGCUGGCAACUGGGACUCCAGCUCCUCUCUGCAAGCCAGCGACAAAGAAUCCAGCAAAGGAUCUAUCAGGGGCAGCGACCCCGGGUAUGACACCGGCUCGCUAGGGUCGGAGGCCGUGGUGCAGCUGGUGGGGGACACGGGUGUGGGAGAGACCAAUCUCCCUCCAGAAGCUCAGCAGCUCCUCCCCGUGGGUGUUUCUGCCCCGCCCCACGACGGGGACCCCCCAGCAGGCAUCGUCUAGGCUGGAGUCACUCCUGGGGUCUCUCCCUGCCUCUGCCGCUGACUGCCCGUGUGACCUGGACUGAACCCCUCACCUUUUCCCUCUGCCUCAGGGCCCGGGCCCUGGGUGCGCCGCUCGGCGGCCUCGCGGGGCGCGGUGGGCUAAGUACCUGGGAUCUGUCAGACUUGCAGUGAAAGCUGCUGUGUGCGGCAAGGACUCUUUGAUUUCUGCAGAGCCGCAGUUCUCAACCAGGGAACAUGUACCCCUGGGGUACGCAGAGACCUGCCAGGGGGUACCUCAACGCGCUGGAUAUUUCCCUAGUUUUACAACAGGCUGCACAAAAAACACCAGCGAACUCCGUGCAAACUACAGUUUCAUACGAUGACUUGUUUCUAUUGCUCUGCAUAAUGAAAUGUUUCCAUUGCUCCGUGUAAUGUACGCUGACAUGUAAGUGCAAUGUUUAUACUCCAAUCGAUUUAACUUAUAAUUAUACGGUAAAAACGAGAAAGUCAGCCUUUGUCCAGUGAUCCAACCAUGGCGGGCCAAGCCAUAACCCCGACCCUCGCUGUGACACUUCUGUAGUUUUAUGUCUGAUUUUUAAGUAAGUAUUUUUAAGUGAGGUGAAACUUGGGGGACCCAAGACAAUCAGCCUUCAGAAAAGGGGACAGUCGUCUGGAAAGCGUGAGAGCCGUUGGACUAGAUCUAGUUGCAAUUCUCCAACAAAAGAUCUUCAAAAACAGACUCCAAGACACAGCAGAACUGGAAUUAAUUUGCAAACUGGAUGCCAUUAAAUUAGGCUUGAAUAAAGACUGGGAGUGGAUGGGU